AUGACCGAUUCUCUUUCCAGCUAUCUUCAUCCAGAUUAUGCCGAGAUAGUUGUGGUUCGUCAUGGUCAAACAAUUUGGAACGCUGAAAGAAAAGUUCAAGGACACUUGGAUGUUGAAUUGAAUGAAGUUGGAAGAGAUCAAGCUCGUGCAGUGGCUGAUAAACUAUCUAGAGGACCAAAGAUCUCCGCAAUAUAUUCUUCUGACUUGCAACGCGCUUUCGAAACUGCCCAGAUCAUUGCUUCUAAAUGUGGAGUACUAGAGGUUGUUAAGGAUUUUGACCUACGAGAAAGACACAAGGGAGAUCUUCAAGGUCUUUCUCAUCUUGAAAUAGCAAAGACAAAUCCCAUCAGUUACAAGGCUAUGAUGUCCAAGAAUGAAGAACAAGAAAUCCCUGGUGGUGGAGAAAGUAUUGCUCAACUGCUAGAACGUUGCAAAUCUGCAUUGUUGAGAAUUGGGAAAAAAUAUAAAGGGGUGAGAGUUGUUGUUGUCUCGCAUGGAGCAUCCAUCGAAAUACUUUACAAGUGGGCUUGUGUAAAUGGAUAUGAAGGGAAAAUACACAAUGCAUCUAUCAGUGUUUUUCAUUUGUGUGAUGACGAUAAAUUGAACUUGAAGGUGUGGGCUGAUGUUAGUCAUUUGACCCAAAAUUGA
Vicia faba (fava bean) is the source of this 648-nucleotide messenger RNA. The record is from the annotation of a GenBank genome assembly. NCBI's taxonomy places the organism in Eukaryota, Viridiplantae, Streptophyta, Magnoliopsida, Fabales, Fabaceae.